Messenger RNA from Suillus clintonianus, 1444 nucleotides. RefSeq lists its product as uncharacterized. Lineage: Eukaryota; Fungi; Basidiomycota; Agaricomycetes; Boletales; Suillaceae. The record is from RefSeq and is a predicted model, not a curated record. Bases 262 to 1161 code for a protein of 299 amino acids. The transcript is spliced from 5 exons.
UUCUGAGAAGACAGCUUAUUUAUUCUCGAUUACAUGCAAGAAUAGCGGAACCGCCCAUAAAUGAAUACCGCUGUGAGCGGGAACGAUGGCGACUCAUUCACUGGCGCCUCGGAGUCGGAUCAAAUGCGACCAUACAUGGGAUAGCUGACUCCAAGGUCGCCCUUGGCAUUUUGACGUUUUUAACAGCAUGUUGGAUGCCAUUCCUGCGGCUGUCCUCGACCCCACAUAAUUUGAGUCCUCACGACUGCACUGAGUGCUAUUAUGUCCUCACAACGAACACGUACGACUGAAGAAGCAGUGCGAGCGAGCAGCAUUCGUCCCCUCGUAGAAACAUCCGGUGUACUCAAGCGACUGGGGCUUAGCGGACGCUCAGAGGAAGACGAGCGCGAGAUUGAUGUCCCUCCUCCCAGAAAACGCACGCAGAGGGAGCAAGAUAAGGAAGACGAGAAGGCUCGCAAGCGUGCAAUGAAUAACCUCGUGAACUCGUGGCAGGAGCGACUGCAGCUCAUCAGUGUAAUUACGACAUUCUUUGCAUCCAUAGAAGCAGGGAUGUUGGUGCCGGUGAAUACUGAUCCGAACGCAGCGUAUGCCUCGCCAGGUCUCCUUAAAACUGCGAAUGCAGGAUUUUUGGGUGCAUUGAUCAUGCACGUUUACGCGGCUGUCCUAUCAUUCCUGGCAGCCUUCCUUUUGAUCCGAUAUAAACUGAAAGAAGCCUCAAACGAAGAACUAUUCGCAGAAGGCAGAGCUAAGGGAUUUAACAUUGUGGCGUCUCCGGUGAAUGGUUCAUUCCAAGUCAAAGACAUCGAGAAAGAUGCGCAAGACAACGACUCCCAGAUACCUGACUUGGAGAACAACAAAGACACCAAAUACGACCCCCCAGCACUGCAGCGGGUGGGAUCAACACCUGCAGAGCCUCCUAUAUUUGCCAGGGAUCCACAUCUGGAGCAGGUCGGCUUUUGGAGUCCUACAAUUUCAUCGCAUCUACUGAGUCGCGUGCACACAUUGUGCAUUCUCCUCGCUGUGGUUGGGUUUAUGCUUGCGAUCAUGGGUGUCAUGACAUACGCGUGGGCGCUGCAAUCAAAGGAGGUCAGCAUUUUUGUGACUGUGUGUUUCGGGGCCGCUGUCUUUGGGAUGGGGUUGCUUUUCCUCCCUGAUCCCUAGGAGUUGAGGACAACUCACCACUACCCAUUUCAUUCUUGAAUUCUGCUUCCCUCAUAAGCUUACUAUACCUCUCCGUACGUGUCAUAUCCAUAAUCCUCGUACAUAAUGAUUCUUCUUACAUACAUGCUAUCAAGUUAUCUCGCAAUAAUUAGGUUUUUCUCAGAAACAUUGUCUGCAACUGAUAUCAUUUACGAAUCGUUCAUAACUUCACCUUGAACGCUAUUUAUGUAUGGAUUCGGCACUUGCAUGAUUCCGCAUGCGCAGCUCGGCCGACAACACACCC